AUGGCAUCGUUGGUUGGCAGGUCGGACAUCACCUCCUCCUGGGAGGAGAGGGAAGAGGAGAGAGAGGAUGAAGAGGAGGACAAGGAGAUGGACAUGUUUAUGACAGACAAGGUGGGUCACCUGCUCCUGGAGACCCCGGAUGAUUUCCAGAACCUUCUACUGUUGAGGAAGAGGAAGAGACAGAGGAAGGCUGCGGCGUCUCAACCAGCGCCUGGUCUGAUCCAGACUGUGCCCUACUAUGUAGACGAGGAGGACUUCUUUAAGGCAUGUGAGCAGAACCUGCUGCCGGUGAUUGACAAGUACUUGGAGAUAGGCGGAGACAUCAACGCCUAUGACAGUUUCCAACGUACAGGGCUCCACAGAGCAUGCUCCCAGGGUCACGCAGGUGUGGUCAGGAGACUGCAGGAUGCUGGAGCAGACAUACACAGCAGGGAUAAGCUGGGUUCUUCUUGUGUCCACGUUGCCUGCAGAGGAGGUAGUGUGUCAGUGUUGGAGCUGCUGCUGAACAGUGGUGGAGACAUCACCGCAACAGACAAGUUGGACAGCAGUCCGCUCCAUGUAGCUGUCAGAACAAGACACUACGAGUGUGUUCUGCUCCUCAUUCAACAUGGAUCCCAAGUCAACACCAGAGACAAGGAAGGGGACAGUCCCAUGCACGAUGCUGUUCGACUUAACAAGUUUCGAAUCAUCCAGCUGCUCUUGCUGCAUGGAGCCGACCCGAACCUCAUGAACAAGAAGGGUAAGACUGCUAUGGACAAUGUGUUGGGGUGGCAGAGCGGAGCAAAUAUCCUGUUCAACGACUACAGUGACUAGAGCGCCCCCUGCUGGUCCACAGUGUCUGUAAGCAUCAACUGGAAACGGGAGAUUUGAUGGGCUUCUUCAACUCCCUCAGUUAAAAAAAAAAUCAGUGUAAACAAAUACAUAUAUCUAUAUCUAUAUCCAAAACAACUAAUACUGAUGUUAGGAGGC
Molecule: messenger RNA, 969 nt
Organism: Lampris incognitus (smalleye Pacific opah)
Lineage: Eukaryota; Metazoa; Chordata; Actinopteri; Lampriformes; Lampridae
Product: ankyrin repeat domain-containing protein 1-like
Exons: 8
Coding region: 1-813 (270 amino acids)
Biological process (GO): regulation of transcription by RNA polymerase II
Cellular component (GO): nucleus
Molecular function (GO): RNA polymerase II-specific DNA-binding transcription factor binding
Source: RefSeq, a predicted model, not a curated record